This is a messenger RNA of Rhododendron vialii, 1757 nucleotides long. RefSeq lists its product as uncharacterized. Lineage: Eukaryota; Viridiplantae; Streptophyta; Magnoliopsida; Ericales; Ericaceae. The record is from RefSeq and is a predicted model, not a curated record. Gene Ontology annotation, cellular component: chloroplast. Bases 184 to 1422 code for a protein of 412 amino acids. The transcript is spliced from 6 exons.
GAGCCUGUCUUGGGGCCACACCCAGGUGAGAGAUCUUCCUUCCUUCUCUGGUUCCUUCCACAUUCAUAUUCAUAUUCCCAUUCCCAUUCCCAUUCCCAUCCUCACCCAUCUCAACCUCAAAUCCUCUGCAAACCAAAACCCAAUCUCACAACAACCCAAGGAAGGAUUCAGUUUCCAAAAUCCAUGGCGACGACCCCUUUCUUGCUCCAAACAAAUACCAUCAAAUGCACUCCUCCUCUAUUGCACCCAUACCCAAUUCGCCCCUCAUCGCCCCCUCUCCAACCCUCAAAGAUUCCAGCCAAAUUUCGCACCACCGCCUCUUCUAAACUAACCGUCAAAUGCUCCUUCUUGUUCCCGGCUAAUAAUAACGACGUCUCAAACAAGACGAGUAGUUCUAUACAAUUGUUUUCGGAUAAACAACGUGCUACUGCUAACAACCACUUUGAAAUUGUUUCCAAUUCGAUUCUGAAAGCCCUCCGCAAGCCCGCCGUGGCCGCGGUUCUGGUGGGCUUGCUGCUCAUGUACGAUCCCGUCAAUUCAGCCUUGGCCGCUUCUGGUGGGAGGAUGGGCGGAAAGUCCUUUUCGUCCUCUCGGUCGUCGUCUUCGUCCUCUUCAUCGUCGUCGAGGAGCUACACGACGCGGGAGGCGGGCCCACGCCGGGGUUUUUCUGAUUCUUUUUCCUAUUAUGCGCCUUCCCCGUUUGGGUUCAGUGGUGGAGGUGGUGGGUUUUUUUUGGGGCCGGCAGUGGGUGUUGGGGUGGGUGCUGGGUCGAGUUUCUUGUUUGUUUUGGCGGGUUUCGCCGCAUUUAUUUUGGUUUCGGGGUUUUUGUCGGACAGGUCUGAGGGGAGUGUUCUCACUGCUACUGAGAAUACAAGUGUUCUCAAGCUGCAGGUUGGGUUGUUGGGUAUGGGGCGGUCACUUCAAAGGGAUCUGAAUAAGAUUGCGGAAAGUGCUGAUACAUCCACUACAGAGGGUUUGAGUUAUGUAUUGACAGAGACAACACUUGCUUUGCUUCGGCAUCCUGACUAUUGUAUAUCUGGUUAUUCAUCUGUGGAUGUAAAACGAAGCAUAGAUGAAGGUGAGAAGCGGUUCAAUCAACUUUCAAUUGAAGAACGUGGUAAAUUUGACGAAGAGACAUUAGUCAAUGUGAACAACAUAAAAAGGAAAAGCACAACAAACCAAAGAGCUAGUGGAUUCAGCAACGAGUAUAUUGUGAUAACAAUCUUGGUGGCUGCUCAAGGAGUGCAUAAACUGCCUGCUGUAAAUGGCAGUCGAGACUUGAAAGAAGCCUUGCAAAAGCUUGCCUCUAUCCCUGCAAGCAGAACACUUGCUGUUGAGGUUUUGUGGACUCCCCAGAAUGAAAAUGACACAUUGUCGGAGCGAGAACUGCUUGAAGAUUACCCACUCUUGCGGCCUCUGUGAUUUAGUUGCUUGCUUACGGGUUUUCAGGAAGAGGUGUAUGGCCAAAAACUGCUUUUAGGAUCAGAAGUAGGCUUGGUAAGAAGUGGAAACCCUGUAUAUUGCUCACUUCUGCCAGGUUGAUUACAAUGUAAUUUUUUGUAUACUCACCAGGAAAUAGUGUUCAUUAUGAAUCGAAACCUAUGUCUCUUUUAAUUGUAAUUGUACCUCAUUUUUGGCCCACGAAAGUUCAUAGUGAGUGCGCUUCUGUACCUUACUGGUUUUGUCUGUACUUUUUAUUUUCUUGUAGGAGUAUCAUUUCUGCUUACAGCCAGAACAUUUGGACUAUGGUCUCUUUU